This is a messenger RNA of Peronospora matthiolae, 1617 nucleotides long. NCBI's taxonomy places the organism in Eukaryota, Oomycota, Peronosporomycetes, Peronosporales, Peronosporaceae. The record is from the annotation of a GenBank genome assembly.
AUGUCCACCCUCACUAGCGCCGACAUGGGCGAGCUCAAGCGCCCGUCAACGCGCGUGCACGCGCCUCCUGGUGGUGGCAGUAGCUGGAGUUUCGGCGGUGACGCGGUGCCAGCUGCAAGAAAUCGGAGGCACUUUAAUCCGACGCAACCACCGGCGCCACCGCCUGUAUCAGAAGCUAUCCAGUAUCAGACUCAGACUCCGAUCGAGACUCAGACAGAGAGUGGAUCUUUAGAGCCAGUCACGAAAGUGAGGAUCGCGUUGCUCAAGACCAGUCAAGAUGCUGAGAUUGUGGAUCAAGCAGUGCAGAACUGCUUGGACGAGCUCGAGGUCGAGAUCCAGUCCCAGGCUGUGAGCUGUCAGACCUUUACGGUCGCGACGCUGGAGCUGCUGCCGUAUGCAGCCAAUAAAAUGACUCGGUCUGGAGCUUUUGACAGCGUCAUAUGCUUUGGCUUUGUCAACACGCAGGACCCGCUGUUUGCUGCGCUGAAUGCGGCGCGGAUGCAGAGUCUCAUGACGAUCAGUGUCAAGAAUGUGCGGCCAGUCGUGCAAGCUGUGUUUGUGGGGGAGCCUCGGGUGGCUCUGGUGAAGGUGCGAGGAGGAUGGGGAGCUGAGUUUGCUCACGAAAUAGUACCGUUGAUCAACUUGGGCGGCUUUGUGGGACCUAUGGUUCACUCGGCGUCGGGUGCAGUCGUGACCAAGCACUUUGAAGUCAGUCGUGGUAACGUGCUGCCUGCCAAGCUUUUGCGUGGAUCACAGACGGUGCAGCAGUCGCUGAUUACGUUGAGGAACUCACUGUAUGCCCAUGGAGCAAAGGGGGUGCGAGAAUUGGGACGCAAGUUCCGUAUUAUCGACGACGAUGGCAAUCGUUCGCUGUGUGUUGACGAGUUCCAGAAAGCUAUUCGUGAACAUGCGCUGGAGCUUAGUGGCAAGGAAGUGGACGAGCUGUUUCGCUUUAUUGACGCAAACAAUUCGGGUGGCGUGGACUAUGACGAGUUUUUGCUAGCUGUGCGUGGGGAGCUGAAUGAUCGACGCACGCAGUUGGUUCUUGCUGCGUUCAAGAUUCUUGAUCGCGAUGGAAGCGGCGUUGUCGACCUGGAUGACAUCAAAGGCAAGUACAGCGCGAAGGAGCACCCGGACGUGCUUCAAGGUCGUAAGACAGAGGACAAGGUGCUGCUUGAAUUUUUAGACACUUUUGAUGGCGGCGAGAAAGACGGCAAGGUCCACCCGAGCGAGUUCGUGCGCUACUAUGCCAACGUGAGUGCGUCCAUUGACGACGACGACUACUUUGAGCUAGUUGUUCGCAACGCUUGGCACAUGAGUGGUGGUGAAGGAUGGUCGGCCAAUACCUCCUGUCGUCGUGUGCUUGUACAGCACGCCGACGGUUCGCAUACGAUCGAGGAGGUGAAGGACGAUCAUGGCAUCGCUGUCGGUAACGUCGAGGCCAUUCGUGCCAACCUCCAAGCACAAGGCAUUGACGACAUUCGGUCCGUGAGUACAGCGGGCGACGUUCAGACGGAUGGCGAUACGGCGAACAAGCGCUCGAACGACAGUCUCCACCCGCAGAACGUGCGGAAGAAACAGCAUGGAGCCGGCGCGAGCUCCAUUAUUUUCGGCUGA